AUGCAGGCUGAUCUGAUCGACAGGACGUUCACAUGCACACUCUUCAUGCCCUUUGAAGAAUUCGAGAAGAUCCGCAGGGGUGACGAGGUCAUCCGUUUCUUCCAGAAAUACUUUCCUGACUCUGUACCUCUAAUAGGAGUUGAGGCUCUCAAACAGGAUUUCUUCCGGCUGCCGGCUCAGGCCAUGGUCAAGGGCUUUGAGGAUUGUUUAGUUUUUGAUGAGAUUAUGGACCAGUUUAAUGAAAACCUAGCUGCUGUGCUCGAAGAAUACACCAGAGUCCGUGUACCUGACGAUCACGCCAUAGCUGACCUGUCCAUGUACAACUAUGUAGAGAUGAGAGCACACGUCAAUUCCAGAUAUUUUCUGUUCCGAAAAUACCUGGACAAUAUCCUUCACUUCAUCAUGCCUAAAACAAUCAUCCCGCUUUACACAAUGUUCACAUUCACCAGAACACGGUACCAUGAAACGGUGAAGCACUGGCAUUGGCAAAAUAAGGUGAUCACUCAAGGUCUGUGGCUGUGUGGUGUUGUGUCGGCUGCAGGAGGGACGUAUGUCUUGGUCAGAUACUCUCACAAACUCCCCAGCAUCUCUGCAGAGCACCUGUGGACCCGUAUACUUGCUUUCUGAACUGUGCACAGGACAUGCUAUGUUGUUGUUUUAGUAGCCUUAUCAUGCUAUUGCCUUGCAAAGGACGAACUCCCAAAGAUGUUUCAUGGAUCUGUACUAUACCAAAACUGAAGUCUUGUUCAAUACAAGUUAAGCUCUGCAUUUUGUGGCAUGGUG
This is a messenger RNA of Sinocyclocheilus rhinocerous, 783 nucleotides long. RefSeq names its product kynurenine 3-monooxygenase-like. Bases 1 to 627 code for a protein of 208 amino acids. The record is from RefSeq and is a predicted model, not a curated record. Lineage: Eukaryota; Metazoa; Chordata; Actinopteri; Cypriniformes; Cyprinidae. The transcript is spliced from 8 exons. Gene Ontology annotation, molecular function: kynurenine 3-monooxygenase activity. Gene Ontology annotation, cellular component: mitochondrial outer membrane.